UUAGAAGCGCUCAAGAUCUCUAAUAUUUGCUUUGCCUUGUCGCAUACUUCACUUACAUCUUCUUAUAUCUCACCUAGGGCUCCAUCAUGGCUACUCAAGUCAGAGUUGAGGGCGUGUAUGGCCCUGGAUCAUUCACUGAUACAGCUUUUACGCCGGUGCCUGUGGAGAGCAAGAGGCUACUUGUAGAGCUUGCAAAGAAAACGCCCGGUUUUACUACGGAUCAGUCCCUCAUUGAUGGAGUGAAGUUUGUUGGCAAUGAACUCCCCUGCAUACCAGGACCCAUCAAGUCUCAAGCUUUCACCGCAGCUCUUCAUGGGUUAGCGGGCAUCAUCGGGCAAGAGAUCCUGCAGCUGCGUGGAUUCGCGACCUCCGGAGAAACUACGAUCAACACUGAUGCCGCCGGCAUGUUCCCUGCGACACCUGCUCUGGUACACAUUGAUGGGUCUGACGGCCCACAGCUCCUCAAAAAGCCUGGUGUAAAAGCGUUUGAUCACGGUGCUGUCGCGACGCCUAUUAAAAUGCGAUCGCAGGCCAUCUAUCCAACGGCCACUCCUGGAGUCUGGUUUCAACUCCACGGCAGCUUGGGCCCAGAGCCCAUUCUUCGAUCUAUUGGGGUUGAUGCGAACGCCAAUUUUGCAUCAGGAGAUGAGGCGUAUGAGCAUAUUAAGAAAAUAACCCAGACAUACACUGCGAGUGACCUUGAACAGCUCAUGGUAAAUCGAGGUUUCCCGGGAUCCAUUGUGCACUCGCCCGCGGGCUGGCUGGACACCAUGAUGGGCCGCUCGCUCGCUCGACAUCCACUCAUCAACUACAACAAGGUCGAUCUUACUGAGGCAAUCCCACCAGUUGCAUUUCCCACGGCACAGGAAAAUCCAGACGCAAGGCCUCUUGCUGGCAUUAAAGUGCUGGAGUUGGCGAGAGUCAUUGCCGCACCAGCCUGCGGCACAAUCUUGGCUGCAAUGGGAGCCGGCGUUAUUCGUGUGAAUAGCAGCCGUCUCCCUGACUUUACACCGGCUCAACUCACACUUAUGGCGGGAAAACGUUCUAUCGAUCUCGAUGUCGGAAAAGACGAGGAUCGAGAGACUCUUGAGGCUUUGAUAGCUGAUGCUGAUGUCAUCAUCCAGGGCUACAGACUGGGAUCACUUGAAAGGCGAGGAUUUGGCAAGUCGCUGGCCCUGAAGCUGGCUGCUGCGCGCAAGCGUGGCGUUGUCUACUUGGACGAGAAUUGCUAUGGCCCCGACGGGUACUACGCUGAGCGUCCUGGAUGGCAGCAGGUUGCCGACGCUGCUGCGGGCAGUUCGUAUGUCAUUGGCAAGGCCUACGGCUUCCCUGAUGGCCAGGGCGUUCUCCCUUCACUUCCAAUCAGCGACAUGUCUACGGGCAUCCUCUCUGCAGUCAACGUCAUGAGCAUGCUGAGAGAUCGGGCCCGCUACGGUGGCAGUUGGUGGGGCUGCUCGAGCUUGACAGCUUACAAUGCGACGACACUGCAGCCUUGGGUCGGUCUGUACCAGCCAGACAUCGUCAAGCGCAUACAAGACAGGUUUCAAUUUGAGCCGAUGACAAGUGAUAUCCAUGUUAUCGAGCUGUACUACGCCAUCGUCCAAGCCUGGGAUAAAUAUGCUAAGCGCAACGGCAACUCGUACACCAGAAAUGAGGAGUUUUACACCCAUUUCAAAGACAGUGUCUACGGCGGGGAUUUGCGUAUCUUGGCGCCCAUUGUGCAAUAUAAGAACCCUAUGGAUAAGAAGUCGACUCCUGCUUGGACGUCGCCGCCAGUGCCGUUCUGCUUUAACGAGACGGCUGUCUUUAACUAAAAUCCAAGAGUGAUAAGAUUUCUGCAGAGUGAACUACACGAUCUUGUGUCUGUAUCUUUAGAAAAUAGUUUAUUAAACCGUUCAGAUAAUUAGAUUUAUUCUCCUAGCUUACAUUAUGUGUUACAUGUGUAUGUUUGUGACAAACUGGGUUCCACGUAUCAUAACUAUCUAUUUUUCCUCCAUUUUCCCUAUGUGGCUUGGUGCUACCCAUAUCUGUCUCUAUCUGAAUAGAACGCUUCCGAAAGAUUUGCAAGUUGCGGCAUGUAUGUACGCAUACUCGAUUUUUUGGUUAGCGCGGGCGCAUAAACGACUUGGCGAUGGGUGGAGUUUUUAUGGCACAUGAACCGCUGACGCGGAUCAUUCGGUGAG
Trichoderma asperellum CBS 433.97 is the source of this 2183-nucleotide messenger RNA. RefSeq lists its product as uncharacterized. NCBI's taxonomy places the organism in Eukaryota, Fungi, Ascomycota, Sordariomycetes, Hypocreales, Hypocreaceae. The record is from RefSeq and is a predicted model, not a curated record. Gene Ontology annotation, molecular function: catalytic activity.